ACUGACAGCUAACAGCUGUCAUCUCGCUUUUCCUUUCUUUCCGGUCUCUGCUCCGUAGAAGACGCAAACAUGUUUAUGCCAAAGGCUCAUCGUGUCGCCAUUUAUGAGUACCUCUUCAAGGAGGGCGUCAUUGUGGCCAAGAAGGAUUUCCAUGCACAGAAGCACCCUGAGUUGGAAAAGAUUCCCAAUCUGCAUGUCAUCAAAGCCCUGCAGUCGCUGCACUCCCGCGGCCUCGUCAAGGAGCAGUUCGCCUGGAGACACUACUACUGGUAUCUAACCAACGAGGGCAUUGAAGAGCUGCGCAGCUACUUGCACUUGCCUCCCGAGAUUGUGCCCUCAACCCUGAAGCGCCCGGCCCGUUCCGAAACUGUGCGUGCGCGCCCAGCUGCCGGUGGCCCACGUGGACCUGGCGACGCCUCCAAGACCGGCGAGGAUCGUUCGGCCUACAGACGCGCCCCUGGUGGCAGUGGCGUCGACAAGAAGGGCGAUGUUGGUCCCGGCGCUGGCGAGGUUGAAUUCCGUGGCGGUUUUGGACGUGGCUCCCGCAGUUAGAGCGGAGCGUUUGUGUUUUUACAAAUUGCAGAGUAAACGAAUCAACAGUUUUAAAUACCACAACAAACAAAAAUAAUCUGUGUAUGUUUUGUAAGAUGAGAUGAAGAGUGCAGCAAUGCAAGAAGACAAAUUAUAAAACAAACGCCAAGUGAAA
This is a messenger RNA of Scaptodrosophila lebanonensis, 706 nucleotides long. It is a transcript of the gene RpS10b, whose product is annotated as 40S ribosomal protein S10b. Bases 70 to 552 code for a protein of 160 amino acids. Gene Ontology annotation, cellular component: cytosolic small ribosomal subunit. The record is from RefSeq and is a predicted model, not a curated record. Lineage: Eukaryota; Metazoa; Arthropoda; Insecta; Diptera; Drosophilidae. The transcript is spliced from 2 exons. Gene Ontology annotation, molecular function: RNA binding; structural constituent of ribosome.